CCUUCUGAGGAAACCACUCGUCACAGGUGAUUUCACAGUAAAUCUGAGUGUCUCUCAGCGCUAUAAAAGGCAUCUGACUCUGUAUGAACAGAACUCAGCAGCUCUGGAGGCUUCAUACGACACAACACUCACCACCUGCACACACGUAAGAACCCAAAAUGUCCUCAUACAUCUCAGGUGUGGAAGUUUCCCUCAAUGACUCCCAGGAGCAGCAGCUCUUAAAACAAGGCUUCACCAAAAUCAAGGUUGACGUGAGUCAGGGGGUCGGACCGAACCGAAGCUACAUUUGGUUCAAGAUGGGCAGCGAAGCCAUCACCAGGAUCCAGCUCACAUACAUGCAGGACAUGCAGCCCGGCCUGAUCUCCGAGGGAUAUAACAAGAUUGACAAAAACCUGAACCCUGGAAGUGGAGACUACAUCAACCUGUGGUUCUAUAGAGGUCACCUUAAGUCUGACGUUCCCAUUGUGGAGCUCAGCGUCACCAACAACCCGAAGGAGGAAGCCCAGAUGUUUGGGCAGGGCUUUGAGAGACUGGCCUGUGAUCUGACCCUGAAGACUGGAGGGAACAGGGUCUACCUAUGGAUGAAGAGAGAAGUACCAACUUACAUCUGUGACGUCACUGUCACCGAUAACUUCGGUGCAGACGCAGACUACUUCCAGAAGGGUUACAUCCGUAUGGACAGAGGAGUGGGAGGAGCUUACAUCUUCAUGUGGUACCUUCAGACCACGGACGCCCAACAGGCGCUCAAAGAUCUGCAGAUCUCCACCAAGGAAGAAGAGUACCAGCGCUUUAAAAGCCAACACUACGACCUAGUGAGCGUGAAGCUGAGCGAUGAGAGCGCAGCCAACUCCACCUAUCUGUGGUACAAGAGAGACGACCGCAUCAGGGACCUGGCCAUGAUCCUCGAUUCUGCGGCUGUGGUCCUGUACGAGGAGGCAGGGGUCAAGGUCAUUGACAAGAACCUCGGCAAAGGUGUCGCGUUCCUGUGUUUUUAUUGCUGAGAGUCGUCAUGGUAACAGAGCUGGGCACGCCCACCUACCCCCGAGGAGAGACAGCUGGAGUUCAAAUUAUCAUUUGUUGUUAGAUUCUGUGUGUCUCUUUAUGAUGUGAUUAAAUCUGUCCAAGUAUCAGAACGAUUCAUGAAUGUUGAUCUUCACGUCUGUGUUUGAUUUAAUAAAUGAAAUCAGUGUGAUGUCACAGAGCUGAUGAUGUAUCUGAUAACCUGAAACUAUCAGAGGCCUAUUGAUCGAUUACUGUUCAUCACUUCAACACAAUCAAAUGAUUUCAAAUGAUUAUUCUUUUCUCAA
This is a messenger RNA of Epinephelus fuscoguttatus (brown-marbled grouper), 1307 nucleotides long. RefSeq lists its product as uncharacterized. Bases 159 to 1001 code for a protein of 280 amino acids. The record is from RefSeq and is a predicted model, not a curated record. The transcript has 2 exons. Lineage: Eukaryota; Metazoa; Chordata; Actinopteri; Perciformes; Serranidae.